AGGAAGGCGAGGCUUCCGCCCGGCGCAGGGGGUGAGCUGGAGCACGGUGCCCCCAAACCCUGGACAGCAUUUGGGGGAGGGGGCUCUACUGGGGGGAUCCCCUAAUGGGCACAUUGGGAGGCUCUGGGCCCGGGGUGGCGCUUAGGGGUGGCUGUUUUCGAGGGGUCCCUUAGGAAGUGGCGUUUGGGGACGCCCGGGUGGGAUUUUUGAGUCUGUUUUUGGGAGUAUCACCGGGAGGCAGGGUUUUUAUACCUCUCGGAGACAGGGUUUAAGGGGAUGUUUGAGGAGACCCUUAAGGUCCGUGUGUUAGUACUCUGUCCAUGGGGCAGGGUUUCGGGGUGCUCCCCAAAGAGAGAGGCGAAGUUUGAGCAUCCCGAAGUCAGGGCGGAAUUUGGGGAGAGCUUGUUUCAGGAAAGGUCUUGGUGACAGUGAGAACGUUCGGGACCGACGUGGCAUUGUGGAUCUAUCUGUGGCCUUUGUGACCUCAGGCUGUAUGAUGAGGUCCCCCCGCGCUUGGGUACUCGGGGCGAGGAGAGUGGACACGUCGCGGUCCAUAUGCUUUUAAGGAGAGGAGCCCCCAGCCCAGGCUGUGGAAGGGACACUGGAACCCAGUGUGCCAGGCUCUUCCCGAGGGGACAGCGUGCCGCCGGGCCUUCGUUGGCCGCGGCUUUUUUCAUUAUUCAUGAGGAGGUGGGGCUGUUGAGGAAGCCUAUUUUUUGCCUCCUUCGCACCUGGUCCGCGGGAAGUAUCGGCUUGUGAAUUAUUCACGAGAGGGCGGAUCAGCGUGCUGGAGGGGUGUGCUGAAGGGGCGUUCUGCCGUCUGCCGGGCAAACUAGAACUCAUUGAUUAAUCGUAAAGAUGUCCAGCUCGCCGCUGUCCAAGAAACGUCGCGUGUCCGGGCCUGAUCCAAAGCCGGGUUCUAACUGUUCCCCUGCCCACUCCGUAUUAUCCGAAGUGCCCUCGGUGCCAACCAACGGAAUGGCAAAGAACGGCAGUGAAGCAGACAUAGAUGAGGGCCUUUACUCCCGGCAGCUGUAUGUGUUGGGCCAUGAGGCAAUGAAGCGGCUCCAGACAUCGAGCGUCCUGGUGUCAGGCCUGCGGGGCCUAGGUGUGGAGAUCGCCAAGAACAUCAUCCUUGGUGGGGUUAAGGCUGUCACCCUACAUGACCAAGGCACCGCCCAGUGGGCUGACCUCUCCUCCCAGUUCUACCUGCGGGAAGAGGACAUCGGGAAAAACCGGGCUGAAGUCUCACAGCCCCGCCUCGCUGAGCUCAACAGCUAUGUGCCUGUCAGUGCCUACACCGGGCCCCUGGUCGAGGACUUCCUUAGUGGCUUUCAGGUGGUGGUCCUCACCAACACCCCCCUGGAGGAACAGCUGCGGGUGGGUGAGUUCUGUCACAGCCGUGGCAUCAAGCUGGUGGUGGCAGACACGCGGGGCCUAUUCGGGCAGCUCUUCUGUGACUUUGGAGAGGAAAUGAUCCUCACAGAUUCCAACGGGGAGCAGCCACUCAGCGCUAUGGUUUCUAUGGUCACCAAGGACAGCCCCGGUGUGGUCACCUGCCUGGAUGAGGCCCGCCAUGGAUUUGAGAGUGGCGACUUUGUCUCCUUUUCAGAAGUACAGGGCAUGGUUGAACUCAACGGAAGUCAGCCCAUGGAGAUCAAAGUCUUGGGUCCUUACACCUUUAGCAUCUGUGACACCUCCAACUUCUCCGAUUAUAUCCGUGGAGGCAUUGUCAGUCAGGUCAAAGUACCUAAGAAGAUCAGCUUUAAAUCCUUGCUGGCCUCACUGGCAGAGCCUGACUUUGUGAUGACGGACUUCGCCAAGUAUUCCCGCCCUGCCCAGCUGCACAUUGGCUUCCAGGCCCUACACCAGUUCUGUGCUCAGCAUGGCCGGCCCCCUCGGCCCCGUAAUGAGGAGGAUGCAGCAGAGCUGGUGACCCUAGCGCGGGCCGUGAAUGCUCGAGCCCUGCAAGCAGUGCAGCAGGACAGCCUGGAUGAGGACCUCAUCCGGAAGCUGGCAUAUGUGGCUGCUGGGGAUCUGGCGCCUAUAAACGCUUUCAUUGGGGGCCUGGCUGCCCAGGAGGUCAUGAAGGCCUGCUCCGGGAAGUUUAUGCCCAUCAUGCAGUGGUUGUACUUUGAUGCCCUGGAGUGUCUCCCUGAGGACAAAGAGGCCCUCACGGAGGACAAGUGCCACCCGCGCCAGAACCGUUACGAUGGGCAGGUGGCCGUGUUUGGCUCAGACCUGCAAGAGAAGUUGGGCAAGCAGAAGUACUUUCUAGUGGGUGCAGGAGCCAUCGGCUGUGAGCUGCUCAAAAACUUCGCCAUGAUUGGGCUGGGCUGUGGAGAAGGUGGAGAGAUUGUGGUCACAGACAUGGACACUAUCGAGAAGUCAAAUCUGAACCGACAGUUUCUGUUCCGGCCCUGGGACGUCACGAAGUUAAAGUCUGACACGGCCGCUGCAGCUGUACGCCAGAUGAAUCCGCACAUCCGGGUGACGAGCCAUCAGAACCGUGUGGGCCCUGACACGGAGCGCAUCUAUGACGACGAUUUUUUCCAAAACCUGGAUGGUGUGGCCAAUGCCCUGGACAACGUGGAUGCCCGCAUGUACAUGGACCGCCGUUGCGUGUACUACCGUAAGCCGCUGCUGGAGUCUGGCACGCUGGGCACCAAAGGCAACGUGCAGGUGGUGAUCCCCUUCCUGACAGAGUCCUACAGCUCUAGCCAGGAUCCGCCUGAAAAGUCCAUCCCCAUCUGCACGCUGAAGAACUUCCCCAACGCCAUUGAGCACACCCUGCAGUGGGCUCGGGACGAGUUUGAAGGCCUCUUCAAGCAGCCGGCAGAAAACGUCAACCAGUACCUCACAGACCCCAAGUUUGUGGAGCGGACCCUGCGGCUGGCGGGCACCCAACCCCUGGAGGUGCUGGAGGCCGUGCAGCGCAGCCUGGUGCUGCAGCGGCCACAGACCUGGGCCGACUGUGUGACCUGGGCCUGCCACCACUGGCACACCCAGUACUCUAACAACAUCCGGCAGCUGCUGCAUAACUUCCCUCCCGACCAGCUCACAAGCUCGGGAGCUCCAUUCUGGUCUGGGCCCAAGCGCUGUCCACACCCGCUUACCUUUGAUGUCAGCAAUCCCCUGCAUCUGGACUAUGUGGUGGCUGCCGCCAACCUGUUUGCCCAGACCUACGGGCUGACAGGCUCUCAGGACCGAGCUGCCGUCGCCACACUCCUACGGUCUGUGCAAGUCCCCGAGUUUACCCCCAAGUCUGGCGUCAAGAUCCACGUCUCUGACCAGGAGCUGCAGAGCGCCAAUGCCUCAGUUGAUGACAGCCGUCUAGAGGAGCUCAAGGCCACACUGCCCAGCCCAGAAAAGCUCCCUGGAUUCAAGAUGUACCCCAUCGACUUUGAGAAGGAUGAUGACAGCAAUUUCCAUAUGGAUUUCAUUGUGGCUGCAUCCAACCUCCGGGCAGAGAACUAUGACAUUCCCCCUGCGGACCGGCACAAGAGCAAGCUGAUUGCAGGGAAGAUCAUCCCAGCCAUCGCCACGACCACGGCGGCUGUGGUUGGCCUUGUGUGUCUGGAGUUGUAUAAGGUGGUGCAGGGGCACCGACAACUUGACUCCUACAAGAAUGGUUUCCUCAACUUGGCCCUGCCCUUCUUUGGCUUCUCUGAACCCCUUGCCGCACCCCGUCACCAGUACUAUAACCAGGAGUGGACGUUGUGGGAUCGCUUUGAGGUACAAGGACUGCAGCCUAACGGGGAGGAGAUGACGCUCAAACAGUUCCUCGACUACUUUAAGACAGAGCAUAAGUUGGAGAUCACCAUGCUAUCUCAGGGCGUGUCCAUGCUCUACUCCUUCUUCAUGCCAGCCGCCAAGCUCAAGGAACGGUUGGAUCAGCCGAUGACUGAGAUCGUGAGCCGCGUGUCGAAGCGAAAGCUGGGCCGCCACGUGCGGGCGCUGGUGCUUGAGCUGUGCUGCAACGACGAGAGCGGCGAGGACGUCGAGGUCCCCUACGUCCGAUACGCCAUCCGCUGACCCUGUCCAUGCCCGUAGACUGGCCCCAGCCCCACCCCCUCCAGCCCAGGGGCUCCCAUUUGGCCUCUGGCAGUGGCCCAGCUAGCCACACUUGGUGUUCCCUCUUCAUCCCCCUACCUGCACCCCUCUUGCCGCUGCUUUCUACCUUGUUUGGAACCUGAAUCCUAAUAAAGAAUUAACCCAGA
This is a messenger RNA of Leopardus geoffroyi (Geoffroy's cat), 4220 nucleotides long. RefSeq names its product ubiquitin like modifier activating enzyme 1 (gene UBA1). The coding region runs from base 859 to 4035 and encodes 1058 amino acids. Gene Ontology annotation, biological process: protein sumoylation. NCBI's taxonomy places the organism in Eukaryota, Metazoa, Chordata, Mammalia, Carnivora, Felidae. Gene Ontology annotation, cellular component: SUMO activating enzyme complex; cytoplasm. The record is from RefSeq and is a predicted model, not a curated record. Gene Ontology annotation, molecular function: SUMO activating enzyme activity. The transcript has 26 exons.